CUUGUUAAUGAAUUGAGUUUCAGAAAGAUGGCUGAAGCAGCUUAUAUUCAGGCUACCCUGAUGUCAGGCAGGUUCCUGAAGGUUGGUGAGAAGCUGGAGAACAGCGUGUCCAUCAUCUUCUCUCUAGAGGAGGAGGUUGGGGCUCUGGCUAAGACUCUCAAGAUAUUUAAGAAGCAUGCAGUGAACUUGGUUCAUAUUGAGAGCCGGUCAUCUGUUCGUCUACCUGGAUACGAGUUCAUGGUUGAGUUAGAUGUUGAGAGUGGAGAUAUAGAAGGUGCUCUCGAGGAAAUAAAAAAGAAUGCAACCUAUUUCCAGAUAAUUACAAGGGACUAUAAGGAUAAUUCUGAUGCUGUUCCCUGGUUUCCAGUUCAUAUUAAAGAUCUAGACAAGUUUGCUAACCAGAUUCUGACCUACUUUUCUAGGUUUGCUAACCAGAUUCUUACCUACUUUUCUAGGUUUGCUAACCAGAUUCUGACCUACUUUUCUAGAUUUGCUAACCAUAUUCUGACCCACUUUUCUAGGUUUACUAACCAGAUCCUAACCUACUAUUUUAAGCUUUUUAACCAGAUUCUGACCUACUUUUCUAGGUUUGCUGACCAGAUCCUAACCUACUAUUCUAGGUUUGCUAACCAGAUUCUGACCUACUUUUCUAGGUUUGCUAACCAGGUUCUGACCUACUUUUCUAGGUUUGCUAACCAGAUUCUGACCUACUAUUCUAGGCUUUUUAACCAGAUUCUGACCUACUAUUCUAGGUUUGCUAACCAGAUUCUGACCUACUAUUCUAGGUUUGCUAACCAGAUUCUGACCUACUAUUCUAGGUUUGCUAACCAGAUUCUCACCUGCUAUUCUAGGUUUGCUAACCAGAUCCUAACCUACUAUUCUAGGUUUGCUAACCAGAUUCUGACCUACUUUUCUAGGUUUGCUAACCAGAUUCUGACCUACUUUUCUAGGUUUGCUAACCAGAUUCUGACCUACUUUUCUAGGUUUGCUAACCAGAUUCUUACCUACUAUUCUAGGUUUCCUAACCAGAUUCUGACCUACUAUUCUAGGUUUGCUAACCAGAUUCUUACUUACGGAUCUGAGCUUGACUCCGACCACCCUGGGUUUACUGACCCUGUAUACAGGGCGAGGAGGAAGGAAUGCGCUGAUAUUGCGUUCAACUAUAAACAUGGUAAUCCUAUACCAGAUGUGGAGUACACGGAAGAGGAGAAAGCAACAUGGAGGACUGUGUACACUAAUCUUAAGAAACUGUACAAGACGCACGCGUGUUACGAGCAUAACCACGUGUUCCCGCUUCUUGAGGAGAACUGUGGCUAUGGACCUGACAAUAUACCUCAGCUGCAACAAAUAUCAAACUUUCUUCCUUUUGCUAUUUUUAAAGGUGUAACAGGAUUUCAACUGCGCCCUGUCGCCGGCCUGCUCUCUUCUAGAGAUUUCUUGGCUGGACUUGCUUUCAGGAAUUUGAAGAAAAAUAUUUAUUUUUGCAUACAGAAAUUGAGCCUUAGCCAAGAGAUAGGAUUGGCAUCACUCGGAGCCUCUGAUGAAUACAUUGAAAAACUCGCCACCUGCUACUGGUUUACUGUUGAGUUUGGGAUUUGCCGACAGGACGGAGAAAUUAAAGCAUACGGAGCUGGACUUCUCUCUUCAUAUGGAGAACUGGAAUGGUGUCUCUCCGGAAAACCGGAUCUGAGACCCUUCGAGCCUGCAGUGACAGGGGAGCAGAAAUAUCCUAUAACAGAUCACCAACCUGUUUACUACAUCACUGAGAGCUUCGAAGAUGCCAAGCAGAAAAUGAUAAAUUUUGCUGCAACAAUUCCAAGACCUUUCGGAGUUCGAUAUGAUCCUUAUACACAGACUAUCCAGCUGUUGGACUCCAAGCGGCAGAUCCAGAAACUAAUCCAGAACAUCAAUGGAGAAAUCAGAACUCUUAUUGAUGCGUUCGAGAAGUUCUAAACAUCAAAUAAACUCGGAGAGAAAAUAUUGCUAUCGUAGAAAAUUUAUGACACUACUUAAAUAUUUUCAGAUUUAUCAAGUUGUUCAAAAAAAAUCGAGCAUUGUUUAUUGUUACUUGACCAAUUCAAUUAAUUCACAUUGAGUUCUAAAUCUAAUUGUAAAAAUUAUGGCUUUUUCGGGCUAAAAAUAGGAAAAAUAAGUUUUUUCUUUGCUUCUCAUUAAAAAUCCCUUUAUAAACAUUUUAAAAAUGCUAGCAAUAAAGCUGACCAUGGGAGACCUGAAAUGUGCUAUAUGCAUUCUUUAUACGCAUAAAGCUAUAUAACCUACAAAUAAAGCCAAUUUUUGCUUUUGCA
This is a messenger RNA of Eurytemora carolleeae, 2306 nucleotides long. RefSeq names its product protein henna. Lineage: Eukaryota; Metazoa; Arthropoda; Copepoda; Calanoida; Temoridae. Gene Ontology annotation, molecular function: phenylalanine 4-monooxygenase activity; iron ion binding. Gene Ontology annotation, biological process: L-tyrosine biosynthetic process. The transcript is spliced from 14 exons. The record is from RefSeq and is a predicted model, not a curated record. The coding region runs from base 28 to 1953 and encodes 641 amino acids.